CCUAUAACGAAUUGUGACUUCUAGUUCCAGGCCCUAUUGCUUCCUCCUUUCCCGCUUUGAGGAACAUGUCGUCCAAGCCCGAAGAUAGACCAGACUCAGGGUAUGUGGAUUUAUUUCAUGAAAGGAGAAAAAAAAUACCGAUUUCUCUGCCCACACAGAAAAUAGUAUUAUCUGUGCUGUAUUUAGUGGUAUUUUGGGGUAUAUUAUACAGUUUAAUAUGCCUUAAUAAACCCGAUCAUUUUGGCAACCUGAAGACACACUGAAAGACACGUGUUGUUCUGUGGAUUGUUCUGCUUCGAGUUUGACCGUGUUAUGACUAAUAUCCCAGCUAUAUUUUACUGUAUUGUAGUAUUCCAGGCGAUGAUCCGCCUAGAGAUCAUAACAACUCAAAAGAUGCCCUACCAGGACAAGAUGGACAAGUCAUUGAAGUAAAGCUAUCGUUUCUAAUCCUUGAACUUGCCGGUACGAUUGUCAUAUUUCAUUGAAUUGAACAAAUUAAAAUGUACAUGGGUUUUUUUAUCACUUCUAGUCUAACUGGAACGAAGUAUGUGAAAGUUUUGAUGAUAUGAGUUUGAGAGAAGAUUUACUUAGAGGCAUUUAUUCGUACGGGUACGUAUCCCUUUGUUAAAAUAUAAAUUAUAAUCAUUCUUUGGCCAUAUUUAUUCAUGGAUAUGUUUGCGGAUCAAUAAAUUUUGUAUCUCUCCUUUGUUAAUAGUUUUGAAAAACCAUCAGCAAUUCAGCAAAGAGCUAUUAUCCCAUGUUGUCAAGGUAUGAUUGUAUGAAAAUUUGUAAAGUUUUGAUAGACAUGAUGGUUGUUUUAAAUUAAAACUUGUUCUUUUCUGGAAUUAUUUUAUAAAUGAAUUGUUUUAUAAAUAAAUUGUCUUUCGUUUUCUUGAUUAUUGCGCAAUAAUUCUAUGCAGUUCUGAAUUAUUUUGAAUACUCAAUAGUGCAUUCGAUUGUUUUAAAAUAGUUUUUGAACUGGGUUGAGUUAUUUAUUUACCAAAGAAUAGGCCAUUUCUAAACUAUAAUCUUAUCAAGAACAAUAUUGCCAAAUUGUGGCUCCAUGCUAACUUUGCUUAGGGGCCGUCAAGAAAUAGAUUUCGUCCACCGGUUGUGGAGUUGUUCCUUUUGAAGCAAUUGCGGAACAAGUCUGUGAUUGAUGGACAAAUCUAUUUGACGACGGCCCCCUAGUACAACGACCAUAAUUCUGAAAUGGGAAAUUUUACACUUUACCAUACCUAAAUCUGUACUUGAGUAAUGGGUGUUUCGAAAACGAAGAUCUAAGAUAGGUCUUCAGCCUUCGUAAUUACUCGUCUUCGUUUUCAUACUACGAAUACCAUAAAAUACUCAUUUAUAUGUUAUCUUCGUGAAAAUAAUCCGAUAAAUUGUGGCAAAAAUUAAGGAAAAUACGCUUCAGCAAUAAAAAUAGAAUCAUGAAACCUAAACCAGUAAACCACCCAUGUAUUUAGUGAAAGGCAAGCAUCAGACUAGCAAGAAAUAAAUAACUUUAAAAUGUAAAAUGUUAACAAUAGAAUUACAAUUGCAAAAUGUAUGCAUCAGCAGGGUCUUAGCUAGAGGGCCGUGUUGGCCGUGUUAUCGCGGCCAAAAGUGGAAAAACACGGCUAGAUAAAAUGAACGCGGCUUUGUUAUUUAUAUAAGGCCGUGUAGGUUCAUAAAAUAAGGUGUUGCUACAGUACUUACAACAGACAGAAUUUCUUCCAAUUUACGUCGUAAGAGAGUUUGUAAAAUCUACUGUUGUUGUUGAAAUUGGCAAAAGCGAUCCAGUUUUAAUAUCUUGAUGGAACUGUAUGGUGUUAAAAUGGUUUUAAAUACCCCCAAGAGUUGCUGAAAUAACUUAAUAUUUUAAUGUCAGUGCGCAAUAUGAGCGUUUGCUCGCCUUGUAUAUUUGGUUGCAAAGCAUACAUGCAGUAGAACAACCAUAGGCAUUGUCUGUUGUUGGCGAGCUUAACUAGAACCGUGAAUUUGGCUAUUCAAGGUAAUUGAAAUGUGCACACCCUGGUCAUUAGAAACACGCCCAAGACCUAAAAUCCUAGCUAAGACCCUGUGCAUCAGUAAUACCACGGUCUGUAAUACCACGAUAUUCCACAUUUUAAUCAGUAAUACCACAGUCAAUGGAACCACAGAGUCAGUGGCGUAACUCCUUUGGGCGCUGCCUGGCUCAAGCCAGGGGCCCAAGUCAAUUAGAGGGCCCCUGAACAAGGAUGGCAAAGUGGAUGUAUUUCAGCAAAUUUUGCAUCUUUUGGAUGUAGCCCCCCCCCCCUGUCGCCACUUUAAAUGGGCAGGACCAGAGGUAGGGAUAGCAGCCAAAAUUUCAAAUUUACAGGGGGGCUCCGCAAGUAGGCUAGUUUGAUAGAGCUCGUGAUUUAAAACAUAAUGGUGUUUAUUUCAUCAAAAUUGGUCAAGGCAAUCAAAAGUUAUGGUAAUUUGAAUAUUGGAAUUUUAGUCCAAUUUUUGGAAGAGCGGCACUGUAUAAAUGUAUUACAGCUGGGUGUGAAAUGUGGCACCAAAAUGCUUGGUUUUAAGUGGAUUUUUAAACAUAUAAGGUCAUAACUUCUAGACAUUUCAUCCAAUCACCACAAUAUUUUCAGAGGACAUUGGUGACAUCAGGGUGUUAGCCAGGAUUUGCAACUUGGGUGUCCAAAUUUGAAAUUUUGGUUAUGACAUCCAAUUGUUAUCAUAUGCAUGGAACCAUGGUACCAGUAAUUCAGCAAUGUGAUUAUUCCCGAUUGCUGGGAGUAAUCAGUGACCGCACUUGAGAAUCGCCCAAAAAACUAAUAAUAUAUUCAAUUAUUCAGACUAUGUCACUACUCACUACACUACUAUUGUAGUACAGUUUAAGUAAAUCUGCCAAUUAUAUUAAUUUUACGAGCGAUAUUAUGUUGUCACUUUCAUGCUAUAAAUACAGUACUUGUAUAUACUGUAGUACUUUGAUAAUCUAGUGUGAGCGAAGAACACAACCAAAAAGCAACUUAUUGUCUUAUACAGUAUAUUCAGCUGCGGUUUUUGGCAGCUAGGCCUAGGAAUCUUUCCGCUGCAACUUGCAAGUGAGCAAUGUUUAUAUUUCCAUGGUAUUUUAUUCUCAGCAGCUUGUCUAACCGAUCUAUUGUCAGAUGGUUUUGCAGUUGUGUUUUUAUGCAAUUCUUAAACUUUACUGCUGUGAAGUAUGGGAUGUGUUUGGUGAGACACAAUCAAAAAGACUCCAAAAACUCCAAAAUAGAGCUGCUCGAAUCAUUAUGAAUAUGAGCAAUGACACAGAUCAUUCUGUUGCUCUGCAAGCAUUGGGUUGGAAGACACUUAAAACAGAAAGAAAGAAAGGGAAAGCAAAAAUAAUGUACAAAUUAUUAAAUAAAAUGGGUCCCAAGUCACUCUCUAAUCUUUUCACAUAUAAAGGUGAGAAAACAAAGUAUCACCUCCGAGAUAUUUCAAGUGGUCUUUGUCUACCACAACCGCGUACUAAUAAUAUGAAAAAAAGUUUCAUGUAUGACGGAGCACACCUAUGGAAUUCAAUUCCAAAAGAAAUUAGAGAGAGCAAAUCCCUUUCUGCCUUUCGGAAAAAAAUCGUUACUCACAUUGACUGAUUGAUUAAUGGUUUGUAAAUAUAUCUAAAUUACUUUAACUUAUUUAAUACUAUAUAUCUUAUAUAAUUUUGUAAAUAGCUUUUUAGUGUAUCUGUAUAGUUUGCACACGCCCCCCGUGGAAAUCAGCUUCGGUUGACGGGGUCAGCGUGUUUAAAUAAAGUUUUUCUAUCUAUCUUCUCUUCUAUCUUCUAAACACCCUUUCUGCUACUGCAUUUCCAACCAUUACACACAAGCAAGUUGCCAUAUUUGAAAACUAGGCGAGACUAUUUCCUGAAAGGUCAAUAAAAUUUGCAUAGGUGUUACUAGCGGCGCAUGUUUACACUCGGAUUACAAAAUUACAUAUUUACUAGCUAUUUCUACUCAGGAAACGAAACGCAAAUACAUAAUUUAUAAACAUGUUUUAUUGGUACUAAAAUGUACUAAAGGUACUCUACAGCUUUUACCUAGCCGUCCAAAAGGUGUCACCAUGAUAGCGAACUGUCCAAAAGCCGUCUUUUUUAGAAGGCCGUCCAAAUUUGAAAAUGGCCGUCCAAAAGAUGGCUGGACGGUAGGCUGGCUAAGACCCUGGAUGAUAUACAAAGCAACAACAUAGUGUAACAGUUGGACACUUAUUGUUGCCAUGGAAACCGUAUGACGUCAUGAAAUGACAAAGAAAAAACACUGAAACUGAAAUUAGAUAAUUUAUUACUUAAAAACCAUUACAAAAGUGUUGUAUGACAUGUUGUAUGUCAAAUAAGUAAUACAGGUUUUUUUUCAGGGAUUUUUUAGGGCCGUUAAACAGCCCCAUCUUGAAUUGAGUUUUGAAACUCAAUCUUCUCACCAAAGUUUCAGUGCAGUAAAAAUGAAGUUGUUUGAGUUAAAUUCGUGACGUGUGGAAAUUAGUUUUCAGUUGGAAACCCGACAAUUAAGAAAAAAUGGCUGGAUUCAUCUUGCAACACAAGAAAAACUAUGCAUUCGCCAUCUUUAACCAGUUUAUAGUGUCCCUCAGUGCCCCUGCUUUAACACAUUCCGUCUCAACUACAUUUAUUGAGUACAAGUGUCAGUCCCCCCGGUAGGGGAUGCAGCCACCCCAGUUGUUCAGCUAAACUCAAUCUUCUCUGCAAAAACGGACCCAAGAGAAAAUCCUGAAAAAAACCCUGUAAUACUAGUUGAUAAAAUGUUACAAAACUGUGUUACCAUGGAAAUAUGAUGACGUCAUAAUGACGUCAUAGCUAUAAACAAUAUGCACUUAAAAUACAUAUUUUUCAUCACGUAAACAUUAAUUUUUAAAAACUAAAUGUGUGUCGGAUAGCAUUACAUGCUCAACAACACAACGGACAACAUCGUUCAGUUACCAUGGUAACCAUGUGACGUCAUUUUUAUAUACAUUUUAAUUGCAACAUUCUGCAUAUCUGUGCUGAAAAUUUUAUACUUAAAAUUAACUUAUUGAAAUAUGUUGAUAGUUUCAUUAUUGUACACCCUACCAAUCCUAAACGCCUGUCAGUCAUCACAUAGACUGUUUCCAUGACAAUGCUACAAAUCUGAUGAUGUUCCAAUUACAUAACUGAUGACAUCAUACUACUAUUGAUAACUUACUCAUGUUGAGGAGGAAAUCAAUUAUUUUUCAAGAAUCAUAUUAUUUACUGUAACACUAGUUUACCAAUCAAAGAUACAGUUUCGACAACAAAAACUCCUGAGCUAUAUAUCGAGCUGGACUGCUUGCUCAUUUAUUGGUAAUGGGAGUUGUUUCAGUUCAUUGUCCAAGCUAUUCCACAGUCUAACAGCUCUAAACUGAAAACUCCUCUGACCCGAUAAAGUUUUGCAUAAGGGAAUAUGCAGUAACUCCCUGUUUCUGGUGACCCAGUCAUGGAGUUCCACAUGUUUGUUAAAUAACUCGCAUACAUAGAUAUGGUGGAGCGAGUCCAUUCAUGCACUAUUUUCUACAUACUGUCUCAUUUAAGAAAGGCAUACAGUUUGAAUGCAUUGACACUUCUAAUCCAUGGUAUACUUUAAGUUGAUAAUGUACACUAUAAGAAUGAAAAAUAAUACAGGGUUCGUAGCGGUCUUUGAAAUCCUUGAAAGUCUUUAAAUUGGAAUGCAGGUCUUUGAGGUCUUUGAAAAGUCUUUAAAUUGUGUGAAAAAGCGAAGAAAGUCUUUAAACGUCUUUGAAUUCUUUAGUGAGUAUUUGACUAGAAAAUACAUGCAUGCAGCAACCCCUCGCCUUUCUUAACAGACGAAGUAUAAAAACUCCACAUAAAGUAUUAAGACCAUUAUAAACAAACAUAAAAACACAACUGAUGCGCUAGCUUUAUAAUGAACGAUAACAUUCACUGCAAUUUCAUGCAUUUCAGCUUGCAUUAAAGUGAAUUAUCGAGUUAAGAAUGGCUUAAAAAUUUCGCAGAUAUGAAUAAAACCGACAACACAAAGCAUGUACGGCAUGGAAUGUUACUACUGAAAUGUUUACACUUACCCAAACCGGCACAACAACGAUUAAAUUAUCAAAGACAUCAACAUCAAAACAAUUAUUAUACAAACAUUGUUUCACGGUUGAACAGCAACUAAUUCAUGAAACUGCAGGCUUAUUUCCAUUUAAGAUCGAGACAAAAAACCGUGUUGUACUUUUGUUAAAUUUUUAACGAUAUUUAAAACAAAAAAUUGCUGUAAAACAGCAAAAUACGUCCUUUCAAAAUGAAAAACAAUUGCUUCGACAGAGUUUGUACUCGCGCAUGCGCACAACCUCGAAAACCGUCCAUGACAUAAACAAAAUGGAGGACAACUUUAUAGCAAUAUUCGCAGAGUAUAUAGCACAUUCAAUGUUGGAUUGCAUCAAUACUACGCUAUGUUUUCACAUACCCGGGUAUAAUUAGCCGUGCGGAAUUAGUACCCUCGCACGGCGAUUCGCGCCGCCGGCUCGUGCAGGCGCCGGUUUAGUGCGGGCGGGAGAAGAAAGGGCGUCGUUAAAUAAACGCCUGCCCAAAUGCCUAUGAUUAAUUUGUUCUUCUCCGAAGAAUCUUCGGAAAAGCUUCCCAUUGGUUAAUUUCGUUAACGGAAGUAAUUACGUAAUUCAAAUGUCAACAAUAAUUUUGCUCUCGUUGAUAGUCGCGUAUCAAAAAUAUGCCGCCUGUUAAUGCUUUCGAGGAAACUUCCUUACAUUUCAAGUAUUUAGGCUUCGAAAUUCAGUUGAACCAGAACAGAAAGUAUAUUAUUAAUUUGCUACGUGGUGAAGACGCCGGUUAUCGCGAUUCUUCUUAAGGAAUACGGAAAAGUUUGAUCUUUCAAUUAUACAUUUUAAAUAUAUCCUGAAUAUUUCUUUAAUAUAGUUGUCUUGUUAUUUGUUCACUUUAAAGUAUAAUUCAAGACCAGAUAGUUGAGGCUAUAUCACUUGGCAUUGCAGCUAUGAGGGUGAAUGAUGAUUUUAAGAAUAACAUGCUCAACUGUUAUAUUUGCUAUACGGCAGAAUACGUUAAACAACCGUGGUUCAGGAGUCUUUUAAAAGAUAAAGGCUCUGUGCACGUUGUGACUGACUGUUGUCUAAAAUAGCUUCAAAAACUCAUUAAUAAUUCAUGAGGAAAACACAAAGAAAAAUCAUAAACGUGUCGUAUCCUUGAUAUGUGAUAGAGAUUUCCCUUGAUUUACAGAAAUUUUAAUGAUUUUCUCUACAUAUACACACCAAAUUUUUGAAAGCUACUUCGCCAAUGAACGUAUACUAGAUCGAUCGUUUUUGAAGCAAUUUAAAACAUUCGCAGUGCGUGUUUUAUCAGACCAUCUUUAUAUCUGAUAUAACACUGCUGCUCGUGUUUUAAAUAGUGCGUAAAAUCUCUGCAAAUCUCAGUAGUUGCCGAGCAAAAAGCAUGCAUGAUGCUAAAUAUAAAUCUCGACUAUGAUUGGAUAAUGGGUGAACGUGCUAAUUACAAAACGUCAAUCAUCCUUAAUGGGCGAAAACAAAUUUGUCAUAGCCAUUUGGGCAGGCGUUUCCUCUGUACCCGCCCGUCAGCUAAACGCCUGCUACGCAGGCUACCGGCUCGGGGAUUAUACGAUUUCCUAGCUAAUAAAAUAGAUUGAUUCAAGCAAGAUUCGCAAAUAUCGACGAAAAGGCGCAUUUUAGGAUGUGAUUUGACGGGACUAAUUACUGGGUAAAAAUGGUGCUUACACUCGCAAUUUUUCGACAGCUGAUUGCCCUCAAAAGUCUUUGAAAAGCGUUUGCAAAUAGGUAGAAACAAUCUUUGACAGUCUUUGAAUUUUUUUGGUCUUGGAGACUACGAACCCUGUAAUAGAUUAGUCAUCAGUUGAACUAAUCAAAAUUUCCCAUUUAUCCUGAACAGUUCAGUUUACUGUUGAGUUUUCAGCACAUCAAUUGGCAGAACACAUAGCCAAGUUACGAUGUCAACCCAUGAUUUUCCCAUCCCCUCCCUUGUUUCACUUAACUCGAUUACCAACUUGUUAGUUAAAAAUACAAUUGUGGUCUUACCAACAACCUGCUGUUGUUUUUAAUACACUCGGUAUAUCAUGCAAUACCUGGUCAGUAAUUCCAAUUCUCAGACGAUCAUCGCCAACAGAUGUCUGCUCUGAUGCUCUUUAUAAAGCUGUAAAAUAACUGUACAACUACCCUCUGGGUGUUUUGCAAGCAUGCGCAGGGAUGAUUAUAUUAGAGUCAAGCACAUGAAGGCUUCUUUUCACCCUUUCCUCCUGGUUGUCCUCCAAACUACAGGUUGUUUCAGUGAUUUUAUUAAAUAUACGAUAACAUACUUUAUGAUUACCUUUCCACCUUGUUUUUCAUCAUUUUUAAGCAGGGCAAUCACUUUUCUUUCAUCCCAAUUACUACAGGUUGUUUCAGUGAUUACUACAGGUUGUUUCAGUUGUUUCAUCCAAACUACAGGUUGUUUCAGUGAUUUUAUUAAAUAAACGAUAAUAUACUUUAUGAUUACAUUUCCACUUGUUUUUCAUCAUUUUUAAGCAGGGCAAUCAGUUUUCUUUCAUCCCAAUUUUGCAAGUUCCACGAGCACAUGUCCAGUGACACACGCCAUUGGCAAACUUGCAAAAUUACCAAAAUUCAAAUGAAUUUCCACAUGUGAGCUCGAUCGUUAAACAAAACAAAUUAUAUAUCAAAAGAAACCUUAAAACAUAUAGUUUAUGUACAUACCUGUCGUUGUAGACAGUUUUGCGUUAAAUUGAGUCGUAUCUUGCUUUUCAAAAUUGACUUUUCAAAUACAAAGUCUUCUGCUCAAAAAGUUGAAGAACGACAUAGUUCAGAAGAAUCUUCAUGAUUUAAACUUUAAGGUGGUGCUAUUUUAAACCUGCAUUCAGGUCGGGCUCACAUGUGGAAAAUCGCUUGAAGAGGGACGGGUAGGUGAGUAAAUGCGUGCCGCGUGAUUUUAAUGGUGGCAAAAUUGCAAAUGUGCCCGAACUUUGAUGCUUCGUAACAAAAUAACUACGGUACUUCAGGCUUCGAAAAUACACUCAUUUUGUAGACUGAGAUCUACUUUGUUUUUAAAGAUUAAUUUUAAAACGAUAUGUUUGCUUUCUUUUGCAUAAUAACACGCUGAAGGUAGCAUAUAUGAGAAAAUAUUAACCGGAAAUUGAAGCUGUUCCAAAGCGUAACCGACUUCCGGUUACGAUCCCUACCAGAGGCCUAUUCCAGUUUAAGCCGGGGAUCCUUUAGCCCAAAGUUACACCACUGCACAGAGUAAGUACACACAUAGUAUGUAUAGUUACCAUAUAUUAUUUAUAACCAGAAUAAUUUUGUAUAUUAUUUGUGACGUGUUGUGUGCUUUACUAACCGAUUUAACCUAGUGCUUUGUAUAAUGGUGAUAAAAUAUAUAUAUAUAUAUAUAUAUAUAUAUAUAUAUAUAUAUAUAUAUAUAUAUAUAUAUAUAUAUAUAUAUAUAUAUAUUUUAUCACCAUUAUACAAAGCACUAGGUUAAAUCGGUUAGUAAAGCACACAACACGUCACAAAUAAUAUACAAAAUUAUAUAUGUGUGUGUGUGUUUGGGAUUUGAGUUGGAAGAAUGUUACAAGUAAACCAGUAAGAUAUUGUUCAAAUUGAAGAUGCUCAAUGGAUUUUAGGGCUGUUAAACACACGGUGUUUUCUUAGUAAGACCGCACUAAUAUAAAAUGCUUGUGCACUUUAACAUAUUAGUUGCAUAGUUCCCUUUACUAUUUCAUUCUAACACCAGACAAUUUUACUCAGCAAGGGACAGGGUAUCUGCCCAUACAAAGUUACCAUUAAGUUGCAUUGCACCCUACAUUAUUAUUUUACUCUGUCUAACACUAGACGAUUUUAGUCAUCAGGGGGAGAGGGUUGGCACUCACUUACCAUGAGUUGCAUUGCACCCUACUUUAUUAUUUUAAUCUGUUUAAUAUCUGUUGUCACCAUACUUAACCGUGUGGAUGGUUAGGUGCAGACGUAAUCAGCUGAUGGUCUUUUGAGUUACUGUACUUGGAUUCAGGUCCGAAUCACGUGAACCUGUCCAUUCAGGACCUGACCACCGAACGUCCGCACCUUAUCACACCGAACUAAGUGUUCCGUGGAAAUUAAACCGAAUGGUAGUUAUCGUCAUGAAAAAAAUUUUGGCUUCUUCUCUAAGCAGAUUACUACUGCAGUUGGCUAUGAGUUAGCUAAUGACCUGUGAGUCUGCUAGGCACUCUCUAUGUCCGAUGCGUGGUUCCUAUGAUAUUAACCUUGGUUACUAUGUAACCUCGUUUAAUGCCAGAUGAUUUUACUCCCUGUGGGGAGAGGUUGCCAGCACUCAGUGGGUCAAUCGGACUAUCUGCCCAUGUGUCUAGUGUAGGGUUGGGCGAUAUAGGCUAUCAAUUUUAUUGUGAACUUUUCACUCAUGAUUAUCAUAUCGUAGGUGGAAACUUGAGUAAUGAUAUGUAUAUCGUAAUCAUUGUUAUGGUCGAUGACUGUUGUGAUAAUUGCGUCAUACCUGUGUACAUGCAUACUGUAGCUGUUGUAAAAGACGAAAACAGUUCUUUUAAUUUCUCAAAAUUAUAACAGAAGAAUUAAAACUAUUUUCUGAAAGUUUGCCGCUAUCCCAGUGGCAAAUGGUUUAUGAAAUGAUAGAAUGAAGCAAGGUUUUUACUUGGUUAUUUAAUUACUUCCUUUUCAAGUCGGAUAUUUAAUUUAAUUUGUUGUUUCUAAUAAGAUAUAAAAUUAGUUUAAGAUUAUAUUGUUAGUGUUGCUUAAAUAAAAUAUCUUGAUAUAAUUUCCUAACUCUAAUGCCAGAUGAUUUUACUCGUCAAGGGGAGAGCACUGGGGCCACGAGUUAAAUAGACUCACUACAGAAAAUCCAAUAGAUUUAAGUUGCAAAAUAUAUACCUUGUUGGUAUUAAAUAUGUAUAACAAAAUGGACUAUGCUUGCUGCAUAAAUAGAUUAAUCACUGAAUGGCAAUAGCAGAAAAAUGACCUCAUCUGCCUGGAAGUUUUCCUGGAGUCAUGGUUUGAGAUUGAAAUUUUUCAUGAUCAUGACAUGGGUUUGAGAUACCAGGAUUUCUUAACCUGGGGCCGGUUGUAUAAAAAAGUGAUUAAUUAUGAUUAAGUGCAAAUGUCAUCCAAUAAGAAGCGCCUAUGUGAGAGUUAAUCACUAUUUAACUACAAAAUAGUGAUUAAAAAAGUGAUUAAGAGUUUUAUACAACCGGCCCCUGGUAUCCAAACUGAAAACCUGGUAAAUCUAAAUUCUCAAAAUUAAACAUGCUUUCAAUGUAUUAUAUUAUUUAGUUGCCAUGAACUCAAACGUUCACUAAGUGUAAGAGGUUUCCCAUUACUAAUGAUAGAGUUUGAUGUCAAAGGCAACAUCGUGAAAGGAGAUCUACGAGUGGCAGAACGUGAAUUUAUCCCAUUUUACCAGUCCAAAAAUAGGCUAAUCCCAGUUACCAUUUUACUUCUUCAGGACCCAAGGAGACUGCUACUAUAGUCAAUUUGUAAAAUUGUGGUUGUGUACAGUAAUAUGAUAUUCACGUGUUGACGAUUGUAUUUAUAUAGGUCGGGAUGUCAUUGCACAAGCCCAGUCCGGUACUGGAAAAACAGCCACUUUUUCUAUUGCAAUUUUACAACAGCUGGAUUUAGAACAUAAAAAACCUCAAGCGUUAGUAUUGGCUCCAACAAGAGAGCUUGCACAACAGGUAAAACAAUUCUAACAUUUGUAUUGUAAUUAAAAGAUAUGUAAUAAUUUCUUAAUGUACUCAUAACCAAGUGCAUUUUUUUACAAAAAAAUUUCCUCUUAAUCUGUGUUGUUGGUUUAGAUUCAAAAAGUGGUUAUUGCCCUUGGUGAUUAUAUGAGUGUGAAGUGUCAUGCCUGCAUCGGAGGAACAAGUGUUCAAGUUGGAAUAAGCAAGUUAAAAGAAGGUCAACAUAUAAUUGUUGGUACACCCGGUCGAGUUUAUGAUAUGUUGAAUAGGGGUACAUUGGGUAAGUAUAUGCACCAUUGCAGAGUGUCACUUGACUCACUUCUGACCUCUCUAGAUAGAUAGAUAGAUUUUUAAUAGAACUACAUACUUUACACACACAUACAGAUAUAUACAGGUUAAAAGAGUUAAUCUACUCUAAUUUGGUCAUUAAAUAGGCUUCUAUAUGGCAAGUUUAAAUGACUUUAGCGAUUUGAUCUGUCCAAGUUAUUCGAAAUAUUCACAGCCCUGUAUGUGAAGCCGAUUUAGGGGUAAAUCAAGGUUUUCUCGCUUCCUUGUAAACCGUUACUGUAAAAUAUUUGUCGGAAAUGCUGUACAAGGUCGUACUUUCUUCAUAUAACUUGGCAUACGUUUCAUCGGUGUCUAUGUAUAAUAUUCUAAACUACUCAGUUUUACCCUUGUUCUCUGUUGAGUGUUGCAUUUAUGUCCUGUAUAUAAGAGAUAAAAAUGUUUCGCGAGUGUUUUCCAAGUUUUUAAAGCACGACAAGGUAAGCCUUACUGCAUGUGCAUAUAUAAAGCAAGUCCCAGUCAACUCAAGCUAACAGUCUAAACAACAUGAAAUUUUUGGUAUAGACUAAUUCGAGCGUGAUAAUUUUCGAGUAUUUUUGCCAAGAAGUGCUGUAGAUGGAAAAUUGAUGACUCUUAACUCAGAUCGGGGAAUGCUCAUUGUCUGAAGGAUUUUUGGGUAAACACAAAGGAGUUGUAUUAAGUUGUACAGUAUGUUAUCCUGCAUUUCCUUGGAUAGGAUACUUGACAGACACCAAGCAUUUUCGGCGUCCCAUAUUGUACGUCUGUGCGCCUAUUUUUAAUCCCUGAGAAAAAUGUGUAGAACAUUCCUGGGUUGAGCAUUACUGAUAACUAUAUUAUUAUGUUUUAUGUAGAACGUGAUAACAUCAGAUUUUUUGUCCUUGACGAAGCAGAUGAAAUGUUGUCAAGGGGAUUUAAGGAUCAAAUUUACGAUAUUUUUCAAUUGCUUAAUAAUGAUAUUCAGGUAAUAAUUGGUAAAUAAUUACAGCAAUGUUCGAAUUGAUUGUAAAUUUGUCUCUCAGAACGUUUGCGUCACAUCUCCGAAUAGUGAAACUACUAGAAAUACUAUUUUUGCAUUGACCAGCUGAUGUGCUCAGAAAUCAGUUUUUUGCAGGCCUUGAAAAUUAGUCUAAAGUUUCGCAUGAAACGUCUCACCUACAGUUGUUAGAUACUUGUCUUGUGAAUAUUGUCUGCCCUAACACUAACCAUGUAACGGUCGACAAUCCGCUAUUUGCUAAACAAAACGACUAAAAUGAAUAAUUUGGCUAACGUUUAAGUGUUCUUCCUCUGAUUUCUAAAUACAGACAAGCAGGUUGAAAAUACGAGGCGAAGCCGAGUUUUUUUAACCAGCUUGUCUGUAUUUAGAAAUCAGAGGAAGAACACGUACUCGUUUUGGAUAUAGCUUCUCAAACGAAUCAAUACUUUAAGAGAAAAUUAAUAUGCAUUUCUUUUGAAUUUCCUUCAUGAAUUAUUAAUGAGUUUGAGAAAUAUGGUUGCUAGCCAAGUCACAACUCCAGAUAACUCGCAUACUUUGUUACUAUUGUUCUAGUGUUUACAGAAGCAUCGAGUAGAACAACAGUAACUAAGCAUGAUCUAGAGUACUGACUUACUGUAUAAGAGUUAUUCACUCGUGUGGAUCAUUCUAAAGCCUACUAACCUUUUCUCUAUUCUAUGGUUCUGUAAACUAAAAAUCUAGACCGAUUUACAUUGGAGUACGAUAAUAAGUCGCAUGUAGCCCAGCAUUAACAUUACGUUUAUUGAUCCAUGAUAAAAUUCCCCGCUGAUGCAUCAGCAAGAAUAGCCACACACCAUCACCACCAUAUGAAUUGCUGUCAUCCUUACCCAACCAAUGUCACCUCCUCCAUCCCCAAUGGCAACUUGUCAUCCGUCAGAAAGAAUUAUGUCACGGUGAAUUACGUAAUAAAAGAAAGAAAAAAUUCUGAUAUUGGAUUACUAUUGUUUAAUUGCUACUAAAUAAAAGUAUAAAAGCAAGAGAAGGGAAUCAAACUUAUAAAAGCAAGAGAAGGGAAUCAAAACUUUUUCUUGGCUGCUGUGACAGGCAACAAAAUCACGUAGAGCCUUCAGUCCGAUUUUUGUAAGAACCCAUGUGAGUUAGUGUAUCUCAUAGUGUGUUUUUUCAAUUCUUUACGCGUGCAGGUAAUACUAUUAUCAGCAACAAUGCCAACUGAUGUUCUGGAAGUCACAAAACGUUUCAUGAGAGAUCCCAUUCGAAUUCUUGUAAAGAAAGAGGAACUUACCUUGGAAGGAAUUAGGCAGUUUUAUGUUCAAGUUGAUAAAGAGGUUGGUGUGAUGCUGUAUAUUUUAUCAUUUAUAUGAUUAACCUCGUGGUCGUGUAUUAACAAUAUUCUAUAGAGAUGAACCGUUUGAUCGCAGAGCAUAAUCGGCCAUUUUGAAAUAAUCGGUAAUUGACUAAUUAUAUUGCACGAUAAUCGGCCGUAACUUUCGCAUUCCGAUGUUAAACCUUCAAUUUAUCAACCAGUGUUAUCCUUAACUUCCGAAGUUAUUUGGUCUCAUUUCUGAAACAUUUCGAAACAUUAGUUGCAGUGGAUCAUAUGCUACUGAAGCAUAUUCGACUUAAUUAACCUUUUAGCAAAAUACUUUAAUUUUGAUAUUUAACUGAAACUCCGAUUAAUACCUUGCAAUUUAUUCUCAAUGAUUUUACACAACUCUGUUCUGUUGUUUAUAAGAAGGAAAAAAUACGAAUAGAUGAAUUUAACUUAAGGGCGGAUCUAGUCGAGCGCCAGACGAUCGACAAAUUUUUAACCAAUAACAUUCGUAAUCCGCGCUUUUUUUCUUGCUACUAGUACUGUACAUCUCCACUUCUCUCUAAAUCGUUGCGAAUUUUUAUGACGAUCGUCAUAAAAAUCGCCUCAAAAAUCGUCUAGAGGAGAUCCGCCUAAAGCACAUGCAGUCAUCUGUACGGGACUGGUGACUAGCAACGUAAAUUUAUCGCCAAAUGUUUGAUAUAAUCGGACAAUUUUUGUAAUCCGGUCAUCUUUACACUAUUUUACAUCAUUUUUAUUUCUUCCUUAGGAAUGGAAGUUUGAAACGUUAUGUGACUUGUAUGAGACUUUAACUAUUACGCAGGCAGUAAUAUUUCUCAAUACACGAAGGAAGGUUGAUUGGCUUACAGAGAAAAUGCAAGACAGAGAUUUUACUGUUUCCUCAAUGGUAAGUUCACUCUAAAAGAUGAAAAACUAACUUUCCAGAUUGUGUGUAUAAUUGACUACAAAGGUUUUUGACAGGUCGAGACUGGAUAUUUUACCAUAUUUGGCGAAGAUGAAUCCAAAAGGUGUUUUUUACAAGUGUAAAUAGUUUUAAAGGUGAUUUGACCUCAUUACUAACCUCACGACUGUUGAUUUCGCGAAGACAAGUGUUCCCGCGCUUUUAUAAUUUUAAACUGGCAGAAAAACAGUCCUAAUGCUCCAAAUCACUUUCAUUACUCUACCAUAUCGUUUGUUGUGUGUUUAAAAUUAACAUAUAUAUCAUCUGAAAAGGUUUGAUAAAUCAGGAAGGUAGCCACGAUAAGCUAUACUGUCCAAUAUGCUCCCUAUUGAAAACUCGUCAUUGGUGUCGGGAAAAAGGUUGACAUUAAUAAUUAGUAGUUAAAUUUAGAGAUGAGGUGACUGCCAUAUAUGGAAUUGAGUGACAGGCAUGAGAUAAAAGGAAUGUUGUUAAUUGUUAUUGCAUGGGAAUAUAUGUAACUGGGAGCGAUUUGGGAAGGGAUUAUAAUAAAAAACACAAGAUAAACGCGUAAUUUUGCUCUUAUUGUGGGGAUCGAACGAAAAUCUACCACAAAGGGCACCUCCAGACGGGAUUAACUUAAUAAACGGGAUAUAGUGACAAACGUAAAACGGGAUAUUUUACACAACAAUCGAGUUAGAGCAAAAUUACGUGGUAUAUGUAAACAAAUACAGAGAUCGAGAUGUUAACACGGCAAUCGCGAAAUGACGUCGAAGCACAAGGAGAACAAACCAUCGCACAAAACGACAUCGAGUUAACAGAAGCCAAUUUCAAAUCGUUGUCGAGAAAGCUCGCUUAUUUUAACCGAUCUACGGCUGAUGCUCUAGAAAGUGAGUACGGAAGUGACAAAAUAAACAGACAAUAUACUUUGCUUAAAACCAAACUGGACGAAGCGUACGAUUUAAUACAAACUAUACAAGGUUUAAAGUUAGAUUCCGACGAGAGCGACGAAGCAAUCGAUCAAUGGACUCAGGAAAGGAAAUUACAA
This is a messenger RNA of Paramuricea clavata, 16260 nucleotides long. The record is from the annotation of a GenBank genome assembly. Lineage: Eukaryota; Metazoa; Cnidaria; Anthozoa; Malacalcyonacea; Plexauridae.